This is a messenger RNA of Ctenopharyngodon idella (grass carp), 1293 nucleotides long. RefSeq names its product small nuclear ribonucleoprotein 48 (U11/U12) (gene snrnp48). Gene Ontology annotation, cellular component: nucleoplasm; U12-type spliceosomal complex; cytosol. Bases 105 to 1124 code for a protein of 339 amino acids. Lineage: Eukaryota; Metazoa; Chordata; Actinopteri; Cypriniformes; Xenocyprididae. The record is from RefSeq and is a predicted model, not a curated record. The transcript is spliced from 9 exons.
GCAACCACAGACAUCGUGUUACGUCAUCUUCAAGCGCCAACUAACACGCACGUAGACAACAAUCGUAAAGCAAGAUGCUUGUUUUCGAGCAUUCCUAAUGUAAAAUGUGUGACACAGCUUUUUCGUUGAGUCUUCAGGAGCGCAUGCAGCGUUUGCAGGAGCUCACAGACUUCACAGAGAGUUGCCAAGCCGAACUCAGGGAUUUGUUUGACUCGCUGGGAUGGAGUCAGGAAUUAGAUACACAUGCAGUUCAGAUGGAAGUGUGUCCAUUCGAUCCAAACCACACCGUACCGCGGGACAGGAUGGAGAAACACAAAGCCGCCUGUCAGCUCAGUCAGUUGGGAUACUCUAAAGAAGAGCAGGCUGAAAUGUUUGAUCCUUCAGUGUACUAUGAGAAAGCAAACAUUCCUUCCAUUACCAUGGACAAAGACACAUUUCACCAAGUAAUUCUGCAGACCCGGGAAAAUGCUCCUCACGUGAGCUCGGCAGGACCCCACACUCAAAGUGACACAUCUACAGAUCUCCCUGACAUACCUCAGAAUCAUAAGCGGGCAUUAUGUGACCUCACUGUGGCAGAACGAAUGGCCGUCUAUGAUCAUGUGACACAAGAAGCCAGUCAACAGAGUGCAAAGAGAGAAUCCAACAAUGAGGAUCUUUAUGUAGAUCUUGUUGCAAAGCUUAAAAAAGGAGAGCAACAAAGUGGGCCAAAGUCUCAUCUGGAGGUCUUGGCUGAGAUGAGGGACUACAGGAGGCGCAGACAGUCUUACAGAGCGAAAAAUGUUCACAUCACCAAGAAGUCUUACACAGAGGUAAUUCGGGAGGUUAUUGACAUCCACUCUGGAGAACUAGGCAGGAUUUGGCAGGAAGUGAAGGAUGAGGAGUCCAGAGCAUCACAGUCGUCAUCUCACAGAGGAGCAUCUGAGAAAGGCCGCUCCGCAUCCGUUGAGUCACGUGAGUCUCGUAUCAGCUCCCGAGAUGAGCAUGGGCAUAAACAGCACCGCAAACGCAGUCGUAGUCGCAGUCGCAAGCGCAGUCGAGAGAGAAAACACAAGAGUAAGAGAGAUUCACAUUCUCCAGAUGUGGAGAGACAUCACAAGAAAAAGAAGAAGAAAAAUAAGUCUUAAAAUUUGACUUAAUUUAACACAUCACAAAUGAACCUGCUGUUUUGAUUUUGAGUUUUAUUCAGGGUUUUUAAUUUUAUUUCAUUUUCAAUUUUGUCCCCUUCAGUGUUUUUAUUUUAUUGGAUGAUAUGCUACAAUAAAAUGUGAAUAAAAAUGUUAUAAGUGUGAAUAA